Myxozyma melibiosi is the source of this 1013-nucleotide messenger RNA. Its product is annotated as RNase P subunit p30-domain-containing protein. The coding region runs from base 99 to 971 and encodes 290 amino acids. Gene Ontology annotation, molecular function: RNA binding. The record is from RefSeq and is a predicted model, not a curated record. Gene Ontology annotation, biological process: tRNA processing. The transcript is spliced from 2 exons. Lineage: Eukaryota; Fungi; Ascomycota; Lipomycetes; Lipomycetales; Lipomycetaceae. Gene Ontology annotation, cellular component: nucleolar ribonuclease P complex.
CCCAAAUGUGUUCUGAUUCAACUUAACACGACACCACUUGACAAUUAUAUCCUACAUGUCUACAUAGUUCUUCUUGAUAUAAGAAAAGAAAAUUAGACAUGUUCUACGACCUGAAUAUUCCCUGGCCAAAGAACGUGCCCGCGUCUGCGACUCUUGAGUUUGCGAAACCGACUGGUCCCAUUGCGGAUCUAUUCAAAACAGUCGCGACGCUGGUAGACUUGGGCUACACGACGAUAGCAUACGACUACGAAGCAGCCGGGAAAACAUCAUCGAUAACCUCCCCGAUCCAAAAAGACGUCUUCGCAGCCUCCUUCCCCGGCAUCACCUUCCUCUCCCGCGUCACCCUCCUCCUCGACGACGCCGCCCAAGCGCAAUCCCUCCCCUCCCUCACAAAAGAAUUCGACAUCCUCGCCGUCCGCCCCACGAACGAAAAACUCCUGCUCGCAGCAUGCACAAACCUCGACAUCGACCUCAUCUCAGUCGACCUCUCCUCCCGCCUGCCGUUCUACCUCAAACACAGAGCUCUCGGCGUCGCAGUCGCAAGAGGCAUCAAGAUCGAGAUAUGCUACUCCCCCGCCACGCGGCAAAACGACCACUACGCCCGCCGCAACCUGAUCUCCAACGCCGCCGCGCUCUUCCGCGCCACGCGGGGGAAAGGAAUCGUCAUCUCCUCGGCCGCGCAGCAGGCGCUCGAAUGCCGCGGGCCGUACGAUGUCGCGAAUUUGGCGACGCUGUGGGGGUUUACGCAGGAAAAGGGGAAACUGGCGGUCGAGGGAGACGCGCGCGCGGUGUGCACGCACGCGCGGAUGAGACGGCGGUCGUAUAAGCAGGUGGUUGAGAUUGUGGGCGAGGAUGGUGAUGAAGAGAAGAAGGAGGAGCAAACACGGGAAGAGAAAGGGAAGGGUGUGGGGAAGAGUGAGACGGGGAAGAGUAGGAGAAAUAGUAAGAAGCGGAAGGCUACUGAUGGAUAAAUACAGAGUUUUUAUGCACAUAGCCCAACAAGAUCAUUGCAG